This is a messenger RNA of Lichtheimia ornata, 1743 nucleotides long. RefSeq lists its product as uncharacterized. Bases 1 to 1743 code for a protein of 580 amino acids. The record is from RefSeq and is a predicted model, not a curated record. Gene Ontology annotation, molecular function: alkaline phosphatase activity. Gene Ontology annotation, biological process: dephosphorylation. NCBI's taxonomy places the organism in Eukaryota, Fungi, Mucoromycota, Mucoromycetes, Mucorales, Lichtheimiaceae. Gene Ontology annotation, cellular component: fungal-type vacuole membrane. The transcript has 10 exons.
AUGCGUCACAAAGAAAACCAACAAAUCGACAAUGAUACUCGUUUACAGCUGAUGGAUGACAACAAUAGCGAAGAUUGGGUCGAUGGCUCCACACGACCACCACGAGCACUGGCGUUUUGCCGCAAAUCGCUAUUGGGAGGAUUAGUAUGCGCUCUCGUACUUUUGGGCAUGGCUAUCGGUGCAUGGGUCACUCCUCCUAUCGCAAUAAAUGGGAGACUAGCAGAACAAGCCAAAUCAUCCAUCUCCUCCACUAGUGGGCCGGCACCACGCAAUAUUAUCAUGAUGAUUAGUGAUGGCAUGGGACCAGCCUCUGUCUCAUUUUCCCGUACAUUUUACCAGUAUAUCCACGGCUUGCCGUAUGACCAUGAAAUGCCCCUGGAUACAAUUCAUGUUGGCCAGUCUCGAACAAGAAGCUCAUCCACGUUGGUUACAGACAGUGCUGCGGGUGCCACAGCAUUCAGCUGUGGUCUCAAGACAUACAAUGGAGCCAUCGGAGUGGAUCCCAAAAAGAAUCCUUGUGGUACGGUCCUUGAGUCAGCCAAAUAUCACCGUGGCAUGCGCACUGGUUUAGUAGCGACUUCACGCAUCACACACGCAACACCUGCUUCAUUUUCAGCACACGUUACUGAUCGCGAUAACGAGAAUGCUAUUGCCAUACAACAAAUUGGUGAUUAUCGAUUGGGCCGCUCAUUGGAUCUCAUGUUUGGAGGAGGCUACUGCCACUUUUUACCCAAGUCAGAUCGCCGCAGCUGCCGCAAAGAUGAACGUGAUCUUUUUAAAGAAGCGAAUGAAAAGUUUGGAUGGGAACAUGUUCUCUCAAUUGAUCACAAUCGUACUGAAUUCGAUGCAUUACCCGAUGACGCAAGUGUGCUACCAGUCUUUGGUUUGUUUCAUCCUGAUCACAUGAAUUACGAGAUUGACCGAGAUCCAGCACUUGAACCGAGUCUCACAGAAAUGACCGAUAAAGCACUCAAGAUUCUCUCGUCAUCGGCUGAGAAAGAUGAGGAGGAGGAUAAAGGAUUCUUUUUAAUGGUGGAAGGGAGCCGUAUUGACAUGGCAGCUCAUUCCAAUGACCCUGUUGCCCAUUUGCAUGAUAUCCUAGAAUACCAAAACACUAUUGAGCUCGUCAAACGAUUUGUGGACGAGCAUCCCGAUACAUUAUUGAUUUCCACAAGCGAUCAUGAAACGGGAGGUCUUUCGCUGGCACGACAAGUCACUAGCGCUUAUCCCAAAUACUUGUGGUAUCCCGAUGUGCUUAUUAAAGCAACCCAAUCCACGGUCGCAUUGGCCAACAAGAUUAAGGCACAAGCAUCGGUGUCACAAGAUUUCUUGAUCAAGGAGAUUUUGCAAAAAGGUUUAGGCAUUGGUGAUCCCACUAAAGAUGAGCUCGAUCGCUUACUCAAGAUUGGCUCCAAAAAGCGGUUGGAUCAAUACCUUGCUGAAAUGAUAUCCAUCCGUGCACAGCUUGGGUGGGCAACGCAUGGUCACAGCGGUGUGGAUGUGAACUUGUAUGCAUACGGUGCUCAAGCCGACAGCUUACGAGGAAGCCAUGAGAACAUUGAAAUCGGUGAAUUCAUUGCCCGUAUGCUGAAUCUUGAUUUAAACGAGUUGACCACGAUGUUGAAUGAGGAUAACGAUGGCUUUUCCUUGGAAACGCUGAGCGAUAAUGACAAGAAGGAAUACACUAAUAUGUUGGAUACGUAUCAUUCCAAUCCCAAAAACCUGCAUCACCCAUCCUACUAG